AUGGACAUGGAGCUCUCCUCCUCCUCUACCACCGUCGCUUCCUCACCUGCGUCGCCGCCGCUCGGGAGGUGCGUCGUCCGCAUCAGGCUCCCGCCGGCGUGGACGCCCGAGGAGGACGCCGUCCUGCGCCUCGCCAUGGAGAACGGCUCCCGCCACUGGCGCCGCAUGGCGGCGCAGAUGCCGCGCCGCCGCCGCUCGCCCGCGCAGUGCCGCGACAGGUGGAGGGACCACCUCGCCCGUGACGUCUUCCACCGCCAUUUCACCUCCGCCGACGACACCGAGCUCGCUCGCCUCUGCCUGCACCUCGACGACGCCGGCCACCGAUGGAAGCACGUCAGCAGGGCCGUCUAUGGCCGCAGCUCGUGCGCCGUGAAGCGACGAUGGAGGGAGCUGCGCAAGAGCGACGCGUUCCUCAGCGCGCUGUGGCGUCCGAGGACGACAGCGCCGCAGCCAAUGCGGCGAUCACGACGACGUGUUGAUGAACUGUGGAUGAGCGCGAGAGCUCGCGUCGUCGCACAUUUGAUCGACGAUCUGCUCUUCCAAGAGUGGUUUUUGCUAGUUGGUCACUAG
Molecule: messenger RNA, 570 nt
Organism: Oryza sativa Japonica Group (Japanese rice)
Lineage: Eukaryota; Viridiplantae; Streptophyta; Magnoliopsida; Poales; Poaceae
Product: transcription factor MYB44-like
Biological process (GO): regulation of DNA-templated transcription
Cellular component (GO): nucleus
Molecular function (GO): DNA-binding transcription factor activity, RNA polymerase II-specific; RNA polymerase II cis-regulatory region sequence-specific DNA binding
Source: RefSeq, a predicted model, not a curated record